Anolis sagrei ordinatus is the source of this 1639-nucleotide messenger RNA. RefSeq names its product arylacetamide deacetylase-like 4. Gene Ontology annotation, molecular function: carboxylic ester hydrolase activity; lipase activity. Gene Ontology annotation, cellular component: membrane. Lineage: Eukaryota; Metazoa; Chordata; Lepidosauria; Squamata; Anolidae. The record is from RefSeq and is a predicted model, not a curated record.
UUUGAUGAAUAGUAAUCCCCGUUAAAAUAAUGCAAAUGCAGUCAAGGCAAGGGCUAGACGUCGAUUGCCUUCUCAUGUGGGAGGCAGGGUUCUUUUCACAACGGGUUCGUUAUAAACGGACGGAUUGAGAUGGGGCCAAACCUCUGAAAUCGCCAGGGAUGAGAAGAGAUCUUUCCGUCGCCGCCGAGCCAAAGGAAUGGUGUUGACUUCGCUUCUAUGGAUGCUGGUGUCCUACCUGAGCAUUUUUGUCCUCUUCCUCCUCGCAUGGGGAGUGUGGUACAACCUGAGAAGGACACACAUCCCCCAAGGAAUCGCAAUACCCAGACUCCUAUGGCUUGCUACUUUUAUCUCCAGCUGUGCAUUAAUGCUGGCAUUGGUCCUCGAGAAACUUGGCAUUUGCUAUCGAUAUAAGGUCUGGAGGGUUCUAAUGGAUGGAAUAGCGCCUAAAAAGACCUCAAAGCUGAUCAUCAAGGAUUUAUUCUUCGACGAGAUUCCUGUGCGGGUGUAUUGGCCCAAAACGCCAUCUGCUGGGAACAGAAGAGGAAUGGUUUACAUUCAUGGGGGAUGUGGCUUGUUUGGAAGCAUUCGAUCACAUGAAAGGAUGAGCCGUUACAUUGCCCGGGAAGGCGAUACUGUGGUUGUGAGUGUUGGGUUUCGUUUGGCUCCAGAGCAUCUGUUUCCAGCCCAGAUUCUAGAUUGCUGCACUGCUACUAUACACUUUUUGAAAAACGCAACAAAAUACGGAGUCAAUCCGAAUCGCAUUGUCGUUUGUGGAGACAGUAGCGGCGCCACAUACGCCGCAGCUGUUAGCCAACAACUAGCAAUAAAGAAGGAUCUCCCAAAGCUCCGAGCUCAGGUCCUACUCUACCCGUUCCUCCAGGUAUUGGAUUUCAAUUUGCCUUCAUAUCAGCAAAACCAUUCUGUGCCCCCCUUGUUUAAGAAACGUGCAAUCCGACUUGGCAUCAUCUACCUGACCGGGGAGAAUGUGGAUGUGGAUGGUUUUAUGAGGAACGCCCAUGUGCCCCCCGAUGAAUGGGUGAAAUACAGAAAAUGGAUCAACCCAGACUACAUUCCAGAAGAAUUUAAAGCCCAGGGUUACGUGCCGAUGGAGCCAGCUCCGUUUAGCCAAGACCUUUAUGAGCAGUGUAAGGAAGCCGGCAAUAUCAUGUUUUCCCCACUUAUGGCUGAAGACGACAUGAUCCGUCAGCUCCCCGAGACUUUCCUGAUAACCUGUGAACACGACAUUCUCCGAGACGAUGGCCUGUUGUACAAGAAGCGUCUAGAAGACAAUGGCGUGCCAGUGACGUGGCAUCACAUUAAGGAUGGGUUCCAUGGAUUCAUGUUUUUCAUCGACUACGGCAUUCUUGAACCACCAGUAACACGAAGCAGCUACAAACACUUAAUACAUUUCUUAGAAGGUUUAUGAUAGGAUUCCAGAAUGUUGUGUUGCUGUUGUUGAUGAUGAUGAUGACCCAGUUUUUUCUCUGCACAAGGAGACUCAAAGCAGCUUACAUUAAAAAUUGAAAAAUUGAAACAAUUUACCAAUUUUUCGGAAUUAUUUUCGGAUGUCUGGUCAAGGUUUACAAUCUCGCAGUUUCCCUGGCCUCCCUGGCAACAAGCGGCGAUGCGGAAGGGCAAG